CGCCCAUGAGGCUAGUGCUGAGUACCGUGUCUAACAGUAACAGAAAUCUCAUCAGACCUGCCAGAGACUGAGAAACAGAUCCCAGCACUGUGAAGCCAAGGGCUGAGUUAAAGGACAACAUCAAGACAUCUUCCCUCCAAGAUGCUGUACUGUCCUGUGAGCCAGAAAGCAAACACCAGCAUAUUUCUCCCAUCAAACCUAACAGACAAGGUGACUUCCUUGAACCUGUUCACCAUUUCCCUCCAUGGCAUUUUCGCUUCCAUUGGUAUAUUUGAAAACCUCCUCAUCCUGGGAGUAGUGGGCUUCCAUGUCCGUCGCUCUGUCAUCAGCAUCUGGAUCCUGAACCUCGCCGCCUCUGACCUGCUGGCCACCUCUUCCCUGCCCUUCUUCACCCUCUACAUGGCCCGCGGCAACACCUGGACCUUGGGCCCGACCUUCUGCCGCAUCCAUUCUUCCAUCUUCUUUCUCAACAUGUUUGUCAGUGCCUUCCUGCUGGCGGCCAUUUCUAUGGACCGCUGUCUGGUGGUGCUGAGACCCGUCUGGGCGCAGAACUACAGGAACAUCCGACUAGUGGGGAAGAUUUGUGGGGUGCUUUGGGCCUUAGCUGUGCUAUUCACCAUCCCCUUCUACAUCUUCCGUGAUACCAUUCCUCUUCCUGGUGGCAAGAUCCUGUGUUACUACAAUUAUGCUCGCCUCCUCCCUGCUGAACCCUUUGACCUAGAAGCUUUGUGUAAGCAGCGUAAGGAGGCCUUGGCCCUCAUGAGACUCUUCCUCGCCUUCCUGAUCCCUCUACUGAUCAUCAUCCUGAGCUAUGCUGCCGUGAAUACCAGCUUGGCGCACAGAGGCUGUCGACGCCCUUUCCGUUUCGUUCGGCUCGUAGUGGCUGUGGUGGUGACUUUUAUUCUCUGCUGGGCUCCAUACCACUUCUUCAUAGUCUUGGAGGUGAUGGCCCCCAAUGAGCAUUCUGCACAGAAAUUUGCAAGUCGUGCGCUCCCAAUCGCAGCAACCAUCGGCUUCCUGAACAGUGUCCUUAACCCCAUUCUGUAUGUGUUCAGCUGCCCUGAUCUGUGCAGGAAGAUCAGGCACUCUCUGGGUGCGGUGAUGGAGAGCGUUCUGGCUGAGGAUCUGGCAGAGCUGUCCCGGCGCCGCAGCACCGCUCGCACCUCUAUCAGCAACACCACCGAGGUUAUGUUAAAGAAGAAUGCUAUUACCACCUAUACAAAAGCAGAUGAACAAGACCAAACUGAAGAUCUUGUUAACUCUGCUCAGAGCUGAGCGAUAAUAUUGUGUUAAUGCUCUAACAGUGCCCAGGCUAUUAUUUGCUUCUUUAAAACGUAUCUAUAUAUGACACAGGCCUUUAUUGUAACAAUUAUAGCUUAGCAUAUUUCAGUUAGAAGUUAGUGUUCUGAUCUGCUCCAGUUUGAAUUUGCUGUUGAUAGCAAUUGAUGUUAAUUCCAAAGCAAAACAUAUACCAUGUUUACCUGCCGUCUCUGUAAAUACUUCCACUACAACUACAGUUAAGACAUACUCAGCUAUCUACUGCUAAGAAAUAUAGUUUUCAUCCACCUCCUAUCACUUUCUAAUUCCCUUUGCUUCCAUGAUGGGUUUGUUUGAGUUGAUACUGUCAGUGAAACGCAAUUCUUCCUGCACUGAUGUUUCAAAGUAAAACCCAUCCAGCGGCUCUGAAAGUGUUCGGUGCUUCAUUCCAACGUGGUGGGAAUAAACAAGAGAGGUAGAUGAAUAAUAAGGAAAUAACUUAAACAAACAGAAAAAAAUAAAUAUCUCUUUGUGCUCAAAACAUUAUUACAUUUAAAGGGAUAGUUCACCUCAAAAUCAAAAAUACGUAUCUUAGUGUGCCUUUACUCAUGAGAAAGUGGCUAAUGCUCAUGACAGUGUGAGGGUAAGCUGUUGUGUUAGCUAGCUCAGUUGUGCUAGGUGAGCUAGCAGUAGACUCACGCUUUUUUCUGCGCAGUGAUAAAGUUGGUGAGUGUAUCUUGGUAGAAAGAAAAUAGCUCCUACAUAAAUCUGCUCACAACAAGGUCUGUGGGUUAUCUUGGGUAACCAGUUCGUGAUUUCUGGAAAGAGACAUUGCUGUUGAGUUUUUCAUAUACAUUUUUUUGGCACUUUGAGCACCGCAAGCCGAGUACCAUCUAGUUCCAUUAUACUGGAGAGAAGGCAGGCAUCUCUACGGCCGACAUCUCAGACACUCGGCAACUCACACCAAAACUAUCCAGACUGAUAAACAGCACUACAACUAACAGGAAAAAUAUGUAUUUUUAAUAAUGGGAUGAACUGUCCCUUUAAAAUAAUUAACUAAGACAUACUUUCAAUCAACCAGGAAAAAGGAGUAUAAAAUAGUUAGGGGACAGGGCCCACUGGAUGCAAGUCAUAAAGCUUACCAACAAGUUCAGUUGGAAUAACCCCCUCCAUUCUUGGUAGGCUUUUACUUUGAAAGACAGGCAGGAAGUAUUACAUUUCAUUGGUAGAAACCUAAUCAUUUAAAAAAGACAGCAGAGUGGAUUUAGGAUUUAGGAUUUAGUCAGCAUUGCUCUGCAGUGUGUAAACCCCAAAUGAAUGGCAAUUGCUGGAACAAACAUACCGCCUACUUUAUGAUUUUGUUAGUUUUUAAUCAGAUGAUUAAAAGAUGUGUAUAUUUUGGUGGACGUACAUUAUUGCUCCUUUUUUUUUUUGCCUCUAUGAUUCGUAAAAAGAUCGCACUGUAAGUCACAGGCACAUGAGGUUAAAAAAAAAAAAAAAAAACAUUUCUCUCACCUGAUGUUAUCAGUUGCUGCAGAUGCUACAUAAAGUAUGCUCUUGCUUCUAUAAUAGAAAACAGAUGAUAGAGAUUAAACGUUGUACUGUAUAUAUGCUCCAAUGCUUAAUGCUUUCCACUUAUGUAAUGUCUGUAUGUUUUUUGUAAGCAUUAAUAAAUACAAAGGGAAGUGUUCUGCUGUUGCAGUGUGACACUUGCCUUGCUGUUAUAACCACA
This is a messenger RNA of Epinephelus lanceolatus (giant grouper), 2989 nucleotides long. RefSeq names its product prostaglandin D2 receptor 2-like. NCBI's taxonomy places the organism in Eukaryota, Metazoa, Chordata, Actinopteri, Perciformes, Serranidae. Gene Ontology annotation, molecular function: complement receptor activity; G protein-coupled receptor activity. Gene Ontology annotation, biological process: inflammatory response; positive regulation of cytosolic calcium ion concentration; phospholipase C-activating G protein-coupled receptor signaling pathway. The record is from RefSeq and is a predicted model, not a curated record. Gene Ontology annotation, cellular component: plasma membrane.